GCCAUUAAACCGACAGUAGAAGAAUAUGUUGUUUCCUGAUGGCGGAACCACAGACAGUAAUGACUACGGUCUGAAAAGGAAUCAAGACUUUCUGGUAACAACAAAGGCACACUUCGAUUCAUUGUGAAAGCCUCGCUGUGCACACCGACAGUAAUUUGCACCUUGCUCCUACCCUUCAUUUGGAGCCCAGUGCAACAGUCGCCGUUGCCAGCAGCACCAGAGGGACCCAUUUCAUAUUUGGACCUGUUGCUGCUGCAGUGACAGCUCUCCGAUUGGCUCAGGUUGAAACUCGGGCGCAGAUUGCUCUUCAGCAGCUUGCUACUCUAGUGACCAUAACUGUUGGCAACCAAUUUCACAACAACAACAACGAAUUUGCAGUGGCAUUACCUACUCACCUGGCUCUCCUAAGUCUUCUCAAUAGACAGCAGGUGUCAGCUGCUGGGUUUAACGUGGACACAAACGGCAAAACUUACAGAAACGCACAACAAAGUCUGUCUGCUGCCAUGUACCACCACCACUCCCAGCAACAAGGGCCACAGCCCUUCUCUAAUGGGCCCAGGCCUCCUCAUCAGCCACCUCCAAAUCAACAUCAGAAUCCUCCCUCUAAUGUGCUGUCGCAGGCGAUUGGUUUCCAGUUUCCUCGUCCCACCCAGCUCCCUGAUGAGCUAGAGUCCGCCCUGGCUAUCCGGGGUGCUAGGGACAUGGAUCACCGUCUCAUCGACCAUACGAACCGACCGAACCAACACCAGAACCAAGGCUCAGGUUCUGGGAUCAGUCAACACGGAAACUACGGCUCUAACUCAAUAACACCCACCUCUGAUAAUCAGCCUGGCCACCAGCAAGGAGUAGACUGGUCAAACUACCAACCUCCAGCUAAACUGUUUGCCAAUCCUCUACCCAGUGCUGGCCACCAGUCCCAGCGACACCAGGGCCCUCAACAGCAGCCACAGAGCAGCCAUGCUGGAACAAGCAUCCAAAACUGGACUUCCACCGGAAGUGACUCCGCAACACCCCAAUCCCGGCACCCCCAUGGUGGCGGGGGGGAUGGUCAGGCUUUGUACACACCAGAGAGUGCAGGGAGCAUCUUGGCUAGCUUUGGACUUUCAAAUGAGGACUUGGAAGUGCUGAGUCACUACCCUGAUGAUCAGCUAACGCCAGAUACUUUACCCUUCAUACUCCGUGACAUCCAGAUCAACAAGUCGGGCAACCAAAAAAAUGUUGCUUCCUCAUCCUCGUUCUCACGUAGCCAUGAUAUGCCACUGCCUCCUUCCCGCUCUUCACCAUUGGCCCGUUCACACUCACCAGAAGUGCCCAGCCUUCUCACUGUUACACAGACGGCAGGUAAAGUCAUUGACUAUGGUCAUGCCAGUCGGGCAAAGGAUGAGAGCGCUACCAGAGAGACUUUCAAAAGGGAGCCACUGUCCACUGAAAGGACAGUUAAAAUGUACCCAUCCUCGUCGUCCUCAUCGGCUCCAAAAUUAGAUAAAGUUGAAAGGCGGCAGAUUCGUUUGGAACAUAGUGACUCAAGCAAGCACGGAGACCGGGACUAUCGCAGGACCAGCAGCGACCAUCGCAAGAGCAGUCGGUCACCUGGGAGAGAAUUUCCAUCAUCAUCCAAAUCUCGUAAUCUAGACCGAGACUACAGGCGUGAAGGACCCAUACCUAGGCCCUCAUCUGAAACCAAGAACGAAGCUCCCUUGCGGCGGUCUCUCUCCUCUUCGUCUGGCUCAAAACCACGCAGCAGCAAGAAGUUACCUACCCCCACCAUGAUAAGUGAUUUCUCAGCUGUGUCUCCAAAGGUGUACCCCCAUACCUGCUCCCUGUGCCACACACAGUGUGAUCAGGAAAAGGACUGGGUUGACCAUAUUAACACCGUCAACCACACUGCUGCCUGCAGAGACCUGCGCAACAAGUACCCUGACUGGAAACCAAAUCUACCAAGUCGGAGUGGACGAUACGGCAGCCGUGCUCUGUGGGAUCCCAAGGAUCACUCUCCAUCCCAUUCUGCUUCUCGAUCCCUCUCUUGUUCUCCUACCCCAAGUCCUCCUCACGGCAAACACAGGGUGGGCCGCCCCCACCCCCAUAGGCUUUCCACGGGGCCUUACUCUUCUCACCAUCAACCUCGCCACCAACACUACACAGAACACAGCCAUCGGUUGGACCACAGUCCCCCCCGCUCACAUCUAACCUCCGGGGCCUUCAGAGAGCAUUGGCCUGAAGGGAGGGACAGGGAAUCGUCAGAGGGGUCUUCUCGCAGUGGUGUUAAGCGUCCGUAUGAUUCAACCAAGUUCUCCACUGACACCAGAAGACAUCCAUCCUCCUCUAAGGCGGGUCAUACUUUCAAACAUGGACCAUUACAGUCCUCCGCCAAAAUGGUCAAGAGCGGGAAGAAGCCUGGAACAAAGACGACUAAGAUCGGAAUUGCCAAGGCUGCUGACAGAUCUGCCAAGCUUCCACCAGCCAAGAAGAAGAAAAAAAUGACGACUCCAGCCUUCCAGGAUUUAUCUGUUGCAGAUCGUCUGGUUUAUCUGACAGGCAUUCCAAAGGAUGCGUCUGAGCAGGAAGUUACUGAAUUGGUGGGGUCCUUUGGCAAGAUCAACAACGUGAUCCUCAUGCCGUGCUCCGAGGAAGAGAGCGAGACCGGUGAAGGACAAAAGGCAUCUGUAUGCUUGGUGAAGGCUGAAGAUGCCCAGGCUCUGGCUAACUCCCCGAAUCUCUCCAUCAGAGACCAACAAAUCACUGCUUUAAAAGCCAAGAAAGCUGAAGCAGGACAUUCCUCUGACUCGAACAACAGAAACCCUACUUCAGGACAGGACAAAGGUGCUACUGGGGAAGACCCUGCAGGAGGUGACGCUGACCAGAAGACAUAUAAUGAGAAGGGCUUGGUGUUGAUCACAGGUUGUCCUGAGAGCGACUGGUCAGAGAAUGAUAUCAUCAACCUAGUCAAGCCCUUUGGAACUCCCUCUGACAUCAUCCAGGCACCACAAAUCGGAAAGGUACUGGUGUCCGUGCCAGACACAGAGACUGCUCAAGAGAUGGUGAAAAUCUACACCUUCACGCCUGCGAAGAUUAACAACUGCGAGCUGAAGAUGAUCCAUCUCAAACAGCGCAUCAGUCUCAGCACACCGGUGGCUCUCUACAAUCUUCUGAUGGGAUCAGUGGACCCAUUAGAGAGUCCUGGUCCAGUAGGCUGGAACUGCCUGUUGGUCAUCAGUAAUGUUCCCAACACGCCAACCGGCUCUUCUGAGGUCCAGAAAAUGGUGCGACGCUUUGGUACCGUCAUCAAGACCGUAGUGCUCAACAAUAUGGUCAUUUGUGAGAUGGCAACUGCUGCCAUGGCCUUGUCUGUUUACAAACGUUUCCAGACGUUUCCGUGCAUCAUCCAGAACAACCCUCUGUUUUUCUCCCGCAAGCCUGACCCCAAAGCCAACACACAGACCAAAGUCACUUCAUACCCUGAUUCAUCUGAGGAGACACCUGCGAAUGGCAAAGCAGCAGCCACAUCUGCAGACAAAGAGAAUUCUGAAUCUCCAUUGGAGGCGAUUGAAAAAGCCGGUGACGGGAAGGAUGAGAAGACGAAGAACAGUGAAAAGAUGGUUGGUGAAGGCGAAGCUUUGGAAGAAAACUGGAGCAAAGACGACAAGAUAACAAAAGACAAGCUUGCUGUUGAUCUUUCGGACUCAUUGGCCGCACCACACGCCAAACCAGGAGUAGACUUGGAGACCGACAUGAGGGACAAAUCAACUGUUAAAACUGUCGUGGAAACGGCAGAAGACAACAUAGGUGUCAACGCUCCCACAACAGGAAAUGACAAGACUCCUGCCGGUGAAGAGACAAAGCUGUCUAGCUCUGAUGGCCAAGCAGCUUCACGGGAGACGGCCAUUCAAGAGCUCCCUAAGGUUACUCAAGAGAUGGUUAAAGCGCUGCUUGUGGAAUGCCGAACCAGAACCGCCAGCAAUCCCAACAACACAGCCGCUUCCACCAAUGGAGAACAGGGUGGGGCUCAAAUAGAGACAGAGCAGGGCGAAAAAGCCACAGAGGGGACAAAAGAGCCAGCAAAGAACCACACAGAGGAGGAGGAGGAGGUGAAGAAGCAGGAGAGGGAGCGAAAGGAAAGGGAAGCAAGAAAGGAGAGGGAGGCGAGGGAGAGGGAGAGGAGGGUUUGGGAAAAGGAGGAGAGGACCAGGCGGGACAGGGAGCGGGAUGAAAGAGCCAGGAGGGAGAGGGAGAAGAGGGAGGAGGAGAGGAGGGAGAGGAAGAGAACACACAGGGAAAGUUUGUCAGGGUCCAGGUCGUCCUGCAGGUCGGAGGGGUACAAGCAAAGCUCCUGGAGGGAUGCGCUGUAUAACAACUCUGAAGCGGAGACCGAAAUGGUAGAGAAGGAGGAGGAGGAGGAGUUUGAUGACUUCCCGUUCAACAUGAGUGACUUUGUGACGGUGGAUGAAGUUGGAGAUGUGGCCGACCUUCCUUGCUCUUCUCCUCCUCCCUCUGUUCCUAUGGAAACCACAGAUGGAGGGGAGGACGCUUCCACACCAUUCCAACAGGACACUCCAGGGGACACGCCCGUGGGGGUUACCCCAGAAUCAACGAUGUCAGAUGCCCCGGCAACCCUGGUGCAGUCUGAGCACGUGUCCCAGUCUGAACCUGUGGCUGUGCCGAUCGCUGAGACUUUAGAUGGUUUAGUGUCAUCAGAUUUAAAACCCAGACUGGUCCUUAUCGCUGCAGCAUCCCCCUCUCCGCCGUCACAAGCUGACUCUUCACCCAGCCAAACACAUGUGCCAACAUGUCAAACAGAAGCACCUCAGAUCAAAACUGAGACUCAGAUCCCACCUCACACUGACAUCAAAACUGAGACUCAGAUCCCACCUCACACUGACAUCAAAACUGAGACUCAGAUCCAUGACAUCAAAACUGAGACUCAGAUCCCACCUCACACUGACAUCAAAACUGAGACUCAGAUCCCACCUCACACUGACAUCAAAACUGAGACUCAGAUCCAUGACAUCGAAACUGACACAGAAGCCACACUGGACUCCACCACUGAGGUUGAACCCCUUCUCCAACCUGCCCCUGCAGCUUCAGCUGCCCCAGCUGACUCCUCCUCAAACAGCCCAGCAACAGGAGUAGUGACUUCAGAGAAUGAGAGGGAGAACGAUGCUCUUAAUUGCCGUCAGGUUAAGGAGGAGGAGAUGGUGUCGGACAUGACAGAGGAAAAGGAGAAGAUGCAGGAUGAAGAGGAGAAAGAGACAGGAGCUCCUGCUGGGGAGACAGUAAAGUGCAAGAGGUCUGAAUAUCAAGCAACCGCUGAAGAGGAGAGUGUGAAGAUGAAGUUAAAGACGGACACUCCCAUGAGUACAGACUUCUCCCUCCCUCGUUUUGAUCCCAGCAGCCCAGUUGGUAUGGAGUUCUUGGUCCCAAAGACGGGUUUCUUCUGUAAGGUGUGUAAUAGGUUCUUCAGCGGAACCAAAGAGGCAGAGAUAAACCACUGCAAAACGCUCAAACACUACGAGAACCUACAGAAAUACUUGCAGACCACGAAGACAGUGAAUGUGACUGUCAAAACUGAAUCCAUCUGAAUAGAGAUAUGAAAUAUUGACUGAAUUCACCAUUCCCCUCCUGUUUUUGUCUCUUCAUUUCUCACUAAGGGUCCAGAUUAUCAUUGAUGUAGAUUAGUCUCAUAUCCUGUCUAAAUUGGAUAUCUGCUCCAGACUUUUCAUGUACAAUUAAGAUAUAUGUGUAGAAACUGUGUACAGUGGAAGAUGGCUGGAAGUAAGAAGUGUGCAAAAUCAAUAAAACGUUGUACUAAA
This is a messenger RNA of Sander lucioperca (pikeperch), 5807 nucleotides long. RefSeq names its product zinc finger protein 638-like. Lineage: Eukaryota; Metazoa; Chordata; Actinopteri; Perciformes; Percidae. The record is from RefSeq and is a predicted model, not a curated record. Gene Ontology annotation, molecular function: mRNA binding; zinc ion binding. Gene Ontology annotation, cellular component: nucleus. The coding region runs from base 504 to 5576 and encodes 1690 amino acids. Gene Ontology annotation, biological process: regulation of RNA splicing. The transcript is spliced from 25 exons.